UCUCGUGUAACUCGCUAGUUUAUUAUCACAUAUACGGAGCUAACUACGUUUCAAUUGUAGUACGAUCAUCUAAAUACUUGUUGAAAGCCAUUCAUCACUCUCAAGUAACACCAUUAGCUUAGCAUUAGCAUUAUGCGUUCACGGUGUGCUAACACUGUAGAGAUCAUUCAGUACAAUACAUUUGUAGUGUAGCAUGAUAAUACUUACUUACCUCUUUACUGUGAUAAAUUAUAUCAAGUAAUGUAGAAAUAUUUGGCUGUUGCUAAUUAGCUGUGUGUUACCUUCUGGCUUUACGACCCAGUAACUAGUCUGAGCCAUUGCAGAGGUAACCAGGAGUAACUGGAGUAACUGUCCAGUGUUGACUGGACUUUCAGGUGUGUCGGAGUGUCUGAGUCCAUCACCUUGCAAAGAUGGAUUUCCAGCAUCGAGCUGGAGGGAAGACGGGGAGCGGAGGGGUGGCUUCUGCCUCCGAGAGUAACCGUGACAGACGAGAACGGUUACGUCAGCUGGCGCUGGAGACCAUUGACAUCAACAAAGAUCCCUACUUUAUGAAAAAUCAUUUAGGCUCAUAUGAAUGCAAACUUUGCCUGACACUUCACAACAAUGAGGGCAGCUACUUGGCUCACACACAAGGAAAGAAACAUCAGACCAACUUAGCUCGGAGAGCAGCCAAAGAGGCAAAAGAAGCUCCUGCUCAGCCAGCUCCAGCAAAAGUGAAGGUUGAGGUCAAGAAGUUUGUCAAAAUUGGUCGACCGGGAUACAAAGUAACCAAACAGAGGGACCCAGAGACCGGACAGCAGUCUUUACUUUUUCAGAUUGACUACCCAGAGAUCGCUGAAGGUAUUGGACCCAGGCAUCGCUUCAUGUCUGCGUAUGAACAGCGCAUCGAACCCCCCGAUCGUCGCUGGCAAUACCUGCUGCUGGCUGCUGAGCCAUAUGAGACUAUCGCCUUCAAGGUCCCCAGCAGAGAAAUUGAUAAAGCAGAGAACCGCUUCUGGACCCACUGGAACAGAGAAACAAAACAGUUCUUCCUGCAGUUCCACUUCAAAAUGGAGAAAGCUCUUCCACAGUCCAGUGGGCCAGCGCCUCCCGCAGGUGUGAAGCGCCCUCCUCCUCUCAUGAGUGCUCCUCGCCCACCGAAUGAUAACAUGCCCCCUCCCCCGCCAGGAGGGAUGCCCGUCCCACCUCUCCCCCCUGGUGCACCAGGUACCCCCCAGAUGCCCCCUCAGAUGCCCAUGCCACCAAUGCCAAUGAGGCCGCCACCUCCUGAAGGCCUUUCAAUGUCUAACAAUUGAUCCCCUUCCAGCGGAUUAUGAUUGCUUUCUUCCAUGGUGUCCGAUCACCCUGCCCCGCCUGUCUACAGUGUCCCUCGCCCUUAAAUUUAUGUUUAGUUGAUUUUUACAUAUUUUAUUUGGGCAGUCUGUUAUUGCAACUGUAUAAAUAUGACCACACUGUUUUGUAUAAUGUUAAGAUUCAGGAUACGGAGCUAUGCUUGAAAAGUAGCUCAUCUUUUAAGAUUGUGUUUUUGUAAUUAAAUGCUGUGGAGAAAAAUG
This is a messenger RNA of Thunnus maccoyii (southern bluefin tuna), 1553 nucleotides long. It is a transcript of the gene sf3a2, whose product is annotated as splicing factor 3a, subunit 2. The record is from RefSeq and is a predicted model, not a curated record. The coding region runs from base 411 to 1295 and encodes 294 amino acids. The transcript is spliced from 8 exons. NCBI's taxonomy places the organism in Eukaryota, Metazoa, Chordata, Actinopteri, Scombriformes, Scombridae. Gene Ontology annotation, molecular function: nucleic acid binding; zinc ion binding. Gene Ontology annotation, cellular component: U2-type prespliceosome; U2 snRNP; catalytic step 2 spliceosome. Gene Ontology annotation, biological process: spliceosomal complex assembly.